Messenger RNA from Sardina pilchardus (European sardine), 4043 nucleotides. It is a transcript of the gene sh3d19, whose product is annotated as SH3 domain containing 19. Lineage: Eukaryota; Metazoa; Chordata; Actinopteri; Clupeiformes; Clupeidae. The transcript is spliced from 19 exons. Gene Ontology annotation, molecular function: protein binding. The record is from RefSeq and is a predicted model, not a curated record. The coding region runs from base 225 to 3263 and encodes 1012 amino acids.
UCAACUUUUUAGGUCGGAACAAACAGCUGAGCUUCAUCGUACUGCUUUGUCAAGUCAUUUUUAACCAAGACGACUUUAACGCGGACGUACCCCGGUGAAGAGAAACACAAUCCGGUUAAACUUAUGAAAUAGACAGGGGACAGAGGUCUGAAGUCUUUCACUCCGAAACCUACCAUCAACAGCACCUAAAGGUGUUUAGCCUACGAGAUAAGGAGCGCAACCUGAUGGCCGAAGCCAGACGCGAGGAGGAAGAAGAAUUGAAAGAUGUCAGCGUUCUAUGCAAUCGAAAUCAAGCAACAGAUCGAUCAGAAAGGAAUAAGCCGGACCAAAUUCAGCCAAGCUCAAGACCACUGGCUUCCAUACGAGCUGCCUUCAAAAGGACUUCAGGGAGAACAACUUCCCAAAGUGACCACACGAGAGACCGAAGGCGGCCGGAGAUAACCAUUGUGUCCGCGGAGCCUCUGGCCUCUAGCUCCUGGUUCCCAGGGGCCUCUGCUCUGCCGUCCCCGCAGCCUGUCUGGGGCGCCAGUAUCCCAGUGGCGGCCAAGCCCCCACCAUCCUAUGAUCAGGUCAUCAAGGAGAAAACACAGGAGCAGGACGUCACACCAACACCACCCCCUCGUCGAUCCCACACCACAACAAUUGCCACACAGACGGACACUUUGGGCACUGCCAAUUCACCUGACCCAGAGUGCAGAACCCCUUCACAGUCCAGUUGUGAAGCACCUAAAUUGAAAAGGCCUCCUAAACCUCCACGACCAACGUUUCCUGUGAAGCCAAAGCCAGCACCAAGGGAGAGCCCACUCCAAACAGCUGCACCUGCUUUCAAUCAGAGAGAAGCAAAGAGCACACACACAGAGGAGAAUCAUUGUGCAAAUGCUCCGCUAACCAAUGCUAUUGACCCAAACACCACUGACGACCCAAAUCGCUCUCCAGCAGCAUCCACAGCAUCUGCUUUGGAAUCGGAACCCUCUGAGCCUUGUGGCAUCUCUGACAACACUGUCCCUGUCGUGUCCAAUCCUGACCCCUCGUCACCCUCUGAGUCGCCCCGGACACAGGCACCUCGGCCUGUUCCACGCCCUCGCACAAGACCCAGCAAACCUGUCCGCACGGAGGUCAAGGUUCAAACUCUAGUCCGCAUAAAGGACAGUGGAGAUGCCCCUCAGGUGAUCUCCGGCAGCAGAGACCCGUCUCCGAACCCUUACCUCAAAGAGCUGUUGGAGGUCUUCAGCGCAGACGCCGGCGCUGACCUCAGUGAUUCGGAAGGCUCCCACCGUGAACUAAGUGACGAGAGCGGAGACGACUCCUCUGACAUGAGUAUUCGCAAUAAAAUCCAGGCCUUUGAGGGCCAGGCCAGCACAAAUGACCAUGUCAGCACUCCUGUGCCUGUCCCAAGGCCCCGCAACCAACCCUCCAAACCCCCUGUGGUGGCACCUAAACCAGCACUAGUGCCACGACCCUCAGUUAAGAGACAGAUAGAUGAGAACCACAAUGACAGUGGAAACGAGGUGGCCCGUGUUGCCUCCAAAUUGGUCCCUACCCCAGCCCCACGCCCUGUGCCUCCUAAGAAGCCCUCUAUUGACCAGAGGGAGGACCCUACGGUGGCCACACCAAAGACUGCCCUCCUGCCCCCACCACGUCCUCCUCUGCAGAAUAAACCUAAUAGCUUUCCUCCUCAAGAGGAGACAGCCAUGCCUAAGGCCCCCCCACCUGUUCUGAGAAAGCCCUCCCGAGAGCUGCUGAACCACAACAACCAUAACUCCACCAGCCUCCCGGCAGCCCCCAGCAGUCCCACAGAGUGGCCCAACCCUCGCUCCUCGAGGCUUUACUCAGCUCAGAGCAGACCGGAGGAUGAGUGUGCGGAUUCUCCUGUACCAGGUCCAACUCCCCCCAAACCAGUCAGAGGAGUAGAGGGCUCCUUUAACCGUGGAGGGGUCUCGCGCAAGCCCACCAUGAUCCGGGUCCCAAGUACAUCUGCCAAGUUGGCGGAUGAUUCCCAGGAUGCCCCCCCACCUCUUCCUGUUCAGAAGCCUGUAGGAGGACCUCCACCACCAAGCCAAAGACAUAGCUUCAGAUCACAGGACACUGGCAGUGGGUCAUCUCCUGAUCCCUCACUCCCUCCAAGGCCAGCCAGUGUCAAGGUACUGCCACCUCGUCCCCCUCCAGCUAAAGCUGGCCCAGACAGACCCCCUCCUCCCAGGAAAGAGGCUUCUCAGCCUCCUACCUCAGUCUCCUCAGUGGCCAAAGGGGCGUCUCCCAACCUAGGUCAAUAUCAAGAGCGCAGGUCAUCCAAAACACCCAAAAGAGGACCUGUUCUACCCCCAAGACCUAAGCCAGGACACCUACUCUAUAAUAAAUAUACACUUGAAAUCCCUCAUGCCAUUGCCGAGUUUGACUGCAACGGAACUAAUCCAGGAGAGCUCUCCUUUCAGAAAAACGAGGUCCUGGUCUUGCUGGAUCAGAUAGACAGUAAAACCUUUGAGUGUCAGGCUGGAGCUGCUAGUGGUCGUGUGCAGAAAUCCUACAUGAAGAUCAUCACUCCGCUCUCGGCUUACUCUCACCAAGAACCUCCACAGAAUACCCAGCCAGAUCCCUCAGGAAAUGGUGGAAUGCAGGUCCAGGCUCUCUAUGACUUUAUUCCAGAGGGCCCAGGAGAGCUGCACCUGCGGGCAGGUGAUGUGGUGAAUCAAGUAGAGCAGCUGGACGAUGAAUGGUAUCUGGGAACUCUCAGAGGAGCCACAGGCUUCUUCCCUAUCAGCCAUGUUAAACUGAUGUCUGCUGUACCAUCAACCCAUGCCAAGACCUUGCCAGAAGCACCUAGCAAUGGACCCCGAUGCGUGGCGCGGUUCUCCUUUGAGGCAGAGCACAGUGACGAGCUAAUGUUUAGUGAAGGAGAUGUGAUCCAGCUGCAGGAGUACAUUGGGCAGGACUGGGUGCGGGGUAAACUGGGCACCUGUGUGGGCAUCUUCCCUCUUAACUACGUGGAGAUCAUAGAAGACCUACCGGCUCCAACAGCAUCAGAUGCCGGCCAGACCAAGAUAGCCCUGCCUGGUAUGGUGUCCUCUCCUAGCAUGCCCUCAAAACCAGAUCAGGCUGAAUGGGCGGAGGCUUUAUAUGACUUCACUGCCGAGACAGACGAUGAUCUUCCAUUCCAGCAGGGAGAUCGUAUCCUGGUAACAGCACAUUUGGAUGAGGAAUGGUGCAGUGGACGUGUCAACGGCAGAGAGGGCGUCUUCCCUAAAGCGUUUGUGCAAUUCAGCUGAGUCAGUCACUUAGUAAACACACCUAUGGCCAGAACAGCUGCUCAGAUGAUGUGCUGCACUGAUGUUAAGUGCUCUCUUACGUGCCCCAUCAUGCAUUGAAGUGCCUGUGUCAUCAUGGUCUAUACAAACAGCAAGCCAGCUCAUACCAGUUACCAGAACAAACGGUUUUGCCUCAUUUCUCUCUCCCUCCCCUCUCACUCGGGGGCAGAUGGAGAGCCAACACCUUGUGCCUGUGUCAGUGAUAUCAGCUUUAGCAUGGUCUUGGAAGCCUUGCUGUCUGCACAUUUCCCAGUCACUUUAGCCACUUUUUCCUCAACUCGAUGCCCCUGAUCUAUAACCCAGAGGAAUGAAGAAAUCCAGCUAUGGACCCAUUACCUGGGUGAACAGAAUGGGAUAAGGCUUCAGCACUGACUGCAGUGUACCAGUCCACUUUAUUUACUGGAACAAUAAUUAACCUAAAAUAGGAAUCCUCUUUGAGAAACAACGUGGCCUGACCUGAUGGCAAUGAAAGAAGUCAGUUGGUGUGGGUAUGCAAGGCUUAUUUUGCUUUCUGCUGUGCUGUAUCUCCCUCCACAUACAGUAUUUCUCACUUCAAGCGGAGGAUCAAAUCUGUCUACAAUAUUUUUAACGUAUGUUCUCUUCUGUAUUUUGUUUACAAAUAAUGUAUUUAUAUGCAUGUAAAGUCAUUAUAAUGGGAUACUGAUGUCAUAUUCCAGCACAUGAAUCCGUCAUGAUUAAUUUCUGUAGUGAACAGUGUUCAAUAAACCUAUUUUUUGGUUA